CGCGCGUGCUGACACUUGCGCACGCGCAUAACAUAAAGCCUCAUUUUACUAAGUUCUCGGUGCAUUGAGGAAUCAGGUGACCAACCGCAUGGUGAUUUUUGUGACUGAAAGUGUUGUGUUUUUAUGAUGAUGCUGAGGGCGCUAGUGGUGUUAGCGCUGGGGUGCGCGUCCACUGCGGCGCUGACUCCGCUGUCGGCCGCGGGGGACGACAACGACUGCGCGCUGUACCUCGCCGGGCCGGGCCGCACGUCCGCCUACGACUAUAGUCUCAACCUGCUGCGGGGGAACUUCGGCUACGAGGGGCAGCACACGUGCAUCACGUACGACGCCGUCAACCAGGCCUACCUCGACGCCAGGAAGAGGAUCCUGGUGUCGCAGCCGAAAGGUGACUGGAAACCGGAGGACUUCGCGAGCGUCGGCGAGCUGGUCCUUGACAUCUCCAUUAACUUGGCAAGAACCUACGGGCUAACCUACGAGGAGAUCGAGAAGGGGCUGCCUCUGAUCGACACGUCGCGCACACUCAUCCGCGAGGUGUGCCCGCCCAUAUUCUCUCACGUGGAGUGUCGCCCCGGCAAGUACCGGCGGCUGGACGGGCUCUGCAACAACCCGGAUCACCCGACGUGGGGCGCGAGCAUGGCGCCUUUCCAGAGACUGAUCGGCCCCCUAUUCGCGGACGGCAUCAACGCGCCCCGCAUCGCGCACUCGGGGCGCGAGCUGCCGCUGUCCCGCGUGGUGUCCCGGACCAUGCACCCCGACGACGGCUUCCACGACCACGCCGGCACCGUCAUGGUCAUCGCCUGGGGGCAGUUCAUGGACCACGAUUAUACGCUUACUGGCACGCCGCUUGACCCGCGCAACCGCAACGACCCCGAAGAAUGCUGCAAGCGGCCGCCGCACCUCAAGCACCCGUACUGCAACGAGAUCCGCGUGCCGGACGACGACUACUUCUACCGGCUGUUCAACGUCAAGUGCAUCGACUUCGUGCGCGGCUUCCCGUCGCCCCGCCCCGGCUGCAGACUGGGCUCCAGGGUGCCGUUCAACACACUGACCGGCGCUAUCGAUGGCAACACAGUUUACGGAGUAACUGAGAAGUUCGCAAGGAAGCUGCGCACGGGCUACGGCGGUCUGCUGCGCAUGAACCCCGUGUUCAAGGAGUACGGGCUCAAGGACCUGCUGCCGCUCAAGCUGGACAUCCCCGACGAAGGCUGCACGCGGCCCAACAAGAACAUGUACUGCUUUGAAGCUGGUGAGAUCCGAGUGAACGAGCAGCUAGUCCUCACCGUCAUGCACACGCUGAUGGCUCGCGAGCACAACCGCGUGGCGGAAGGCCUGGCCGCCGUCAACCCGCACUGGGACGACGAGACGCUGUUCCAGGAGGCACGGCGCAUCAACAUCGCCGAGAUACAGCAUAUCACGUACAAUGAGUUCCUGCCGAUAUUGUUGGGCAAGGAUGUCAUGGAGAAGUUCGGGCUUGUGUUGGAGAAGGAUGGCUACUGGGACGGAUACGAUCCCAACGUGAACCCCGAUGUCAUUGACGGAUUCGCGGCCGCCGCUUACCGUUUCGGACACUCGCUUCUGCCCACAGCUGUGGAGCGUUGGUCGAAGGCUCACAAAUUCAUUGCAUCUAAGAGGCUGUCAGACCUGAUUCGUCGACCAUACGACCUGUACAGAGCCGGCGUCCUGGACGAAUACGUGAUGGGUCUCAUGAACCAAGUUGCCCAGGCUAUGGACGACUCCAUCACACAGGAGGUCACCAACCACUUGUUCAAGAAGGUCGGCGCCCGCUUCGGAAUGGACCUCGUAUCCUUCAACAUGCAAAGAGGCCGAGAGUUUGGUCUCCCUGGCUACAUGGAGUUCAGGAAGUUCUGUGGUCUCUCCGGAGCGGAUUCCUUCCAGGACCUGUUCGGGUCUAUGCCUAACGAGACGGUGCGCAAGUACGAGUCGAUCUUCGAGCACCCUGUAGACGUGGACCUGUGGUCGGGAGGCGUGUCCGAGCGGCCUCUGCCGGGCUCCAUGCUGGGACCUACCUUCGCCUGCGUCAUCGCCACACAGUUCUCUUACUCGAGAAGAGGAGACAGAUUUUGGUUCGAGUUACCCAACCAGCCGUCGUCGUUCACCCCCGAACAGCUGGCAGAGCUGCGCAAGGCGCGCCUGGCCCGCGUCAUCUGUGACAACACGGACAUCAUCGACACCGUGCAGCUCUACCCGAUGGUGCUGCCGGACCAUGAGCUCAACCCUCGCGUACCGUGCCGCAGCGGCAUCAUCCCCUCGAUAGACUUCAGCAAGUGGGCCGAGCCGCCCCCGGCCUUCGCUACCAGCGCCAAGCAGUUCGUGAGUAACUUCGCCUACAACCCCUACACGGGCAAGAAGUAGAGAAGUACACCCACGAAGUAGAAGCACGAAGGGGGCCAAUGUCGGGGUCACUCUAGAUUACGGAAAACGAAGAUUUGAAACGGUACUGCGUAUAAGACGAAUCUUCCUCGUUGUGUUCAAAGUACCGAUUGUAUGAUAGCUCUCGUUCGUUCGUUUUUCGUCAAGAUAGAGUAACCCUCCCGGUGAUUAUUCUUAGUAGUCAUACAUGUAGAACUAAGUGUAUGGUUAGUAGGAAUAUGGGAUUGUAGAUUGUCUUCGUUUAUUUCUUAACAGCCGGAGUUGGCCCCCUAGAGACACAGCACCAGUGUAUUUAUUAAUUAGAGUAGUACCGAAUAGUCAUCUGUUUAAGUAGCUCACAGUUUUCGUAGCAUCAGUUUUAUACCUACACCUUUUAUAAUGCACACUUUGUACUUAGUUGGUAUUUUGUUUUUUCAUAUCACCUUUACCUAUGUCACUAUUUAUAAGUCCAUACAAUGAUAUUAUAUACGACCAUACCACUGUAAAAAUACAUUUAUCGAAGUUUUAUCUUCUAAGUACUUCAUCUUGUAGAAAUACCUACCAUAAAAUUCAUUUAUUAAUAAGUUAAAAAUAAGCCUAGAGUCUAUUUUAAGUUCUCAUCACUGCCAAGUAAUUUUAUGAGAUAAUUUAGUAUGGUUUUACGGUCUCUUUAUGAAAAUUGUACAAAUUACUAUGAGUUAAGUGGGAGGCCACACGCUUAAAUGCCAUAACAUUUUGUACUUAUAUGAAACACUUGCUUACGUACCUAUACUGUGAAAAACAGUACAUGCGUUUAGAUAAACUUGUUACCCAUGUUAAAUUAUUAUUUUUCCUGUGUAUUAUGCUUGUACAGAAAACCCCGUCUGGGACAAGUUUCGCUAAACGCAGUGUAGAUUUAGUAUUUUCUCAUUAAAUUGAACAUCCUUCAAUUAUUCCUAUAAGCAAAUGCCAUCCAUUAAAUUUCAUAAAGGUAAGCAGUCCCUUACUUGCCUACAGUGUAGCCCUAUAAAAACCUUGUUGUUGAUCCGUUAUUGUUAAUGCCAAUAUGCUUUUACAGUUUUUUACUAUAAUAUUUUGCUAGAUUGUAUUCCCUUCUUAAUUGAAAACCAUAAACCUUUUGUAUAAACCUACUUGUUAAUUUUAAUUUAUUUUUAGUCAUGCAAAUCGAUAGGUAUUUAGUCUCAUCUACAUUAGUUUUUCAGUAUAGUGCCCCUACAUUUUAUGGCGUAGGUCACUUUAUGACUAUUUGACAUUCAUAAUAGAAUAACGACGGGAUGGCGUUGUGUUUAACGCUGAAUAUUUUCCUGAACAUCGUCGUGGGUACUAUUAUCUACCUACUUUAAUUAAAUUCACUACUACAGCAAACUACCUACGUAUCAUUUAAUUUUACGGCAUCUAUUGUAUACCCUUGUAAAAAACCUGCAUUGUAAUGUAAAUACAAGUAAAAUUUAAUAAAUUUUAGAUUGUAGAAUA
Molecule: messenger RNA, 3843 nt
Organism: Plutella xylostella (diamondback moth)
Lineage: Eukaryota; Metazoa; Arthropoda; Insecta; Lepidoptera; Plutellidae
Gene: cysu
Product: peroxidase homolog
Biological process (GO): response to oxidative stress
Molecular function (GO): heme binding; peroxidase activity
Source: RefSeq, a predicted model, not a curated record